UGCGGAAUUCCAACAUGAUUGCAGACGUCCUUGGAGGGGAGGAGCUCUUGCAGACACCAGCUGAAGCAAGACGCCUCACAAACCAAAGUUCAAGCCAUGCAUCACCUCUGUGUGCAGAUCUCGUGAUGAUCUCCAUGGAGGCUUGGGCGCUCAAGGCAGAAAUAUGAGCAGCAUCUCCCCCUGUUGUCCAGCUCUGACAAUGCAGCGCUCUGCACCAUGAGGAAGGCGACACAUCUCCCGUUCUUUGUGAGCUGAUAUCAAGUAGACAGACACCUUCUGAAGUUUUGUGCAUGCUGUGCGCUUUUUUUCUUUGCUGCAACAAGAAAAGCCUUUUCUUUUAACCUGGCUUCCUUUGAAGAAGUAACUCAGGAAGCUUCAUGGCCUCUCAAGAAUCUCAGGGACAAACCAACCCCAUCUUUAAGGAUUACCUCCCUGGUUCUUCUGACAUUCCUGAACAGAAUAAGCCUGUUGAACCUACGAGUCUCUGGAAGCAAACAUCACACACUCAUAACUUGCCACCUGGUCUAGAGUACCUGAACCAGCUGGACCAGAUAAUUAUUCAUCAGCAAGUGGAGCUUCUGGAAGCCAUACUUGGCACAGAGACCUCCAGCAAAUAUGAGAUAAAAAACCAUUUGGGACAAAGAGUUUACUUUGCAAUAGAAGAAAAUGAUUGCUUUGACCGUAACCUGUGUUCGCCUAUAAGGUCGUUCACCAUAAGGAUCGCGGAUAACAUGGGCCGAGAAGUGAUUAGAGUGAUCAGACCCUUGAGAUGCAACAGCUGCUGGUUCCCCUGCUUCCUGCAGGAGUUAGAAGUUCAGUCUCCACCAGGUACAACAGCUGGGUAUGUUGUACAGAACUGGGACCCUUUUCUGCCAAAGUUUACUAUACAGAACCAAAGUAAAGAAGAUGUACUAAAAAUAAUUGGCCCAUAUGCAACCUGUGGCUGUUUUGAAGAUGUUGACUUUGAGGUAAAAGCUCUCAAUGAGAUGACAACAAUUGGCAAAAUUUCCAAGUACUGGUCUGGAUUUGUAAACAACGUCUUUACCAACACUGCCAACUUUGGGAUCCAGGUCCCUGUAGAUCUUGAUGUGAGAAUGAAGGCAGUAAUGAUUGGUGCUUGUUUCCUCAUUGACCUAAUGUUCUUUGAAAACUCUUUGGAUGGAUUAUAACAAGAUGACAGAAACAAUGAAAUAUGCAGAAUGUGUUUCAGCAGGUAAAAAUGAACAUAAAUUGAUCGUCUUGCUUUGAAGACUUAUACAUUAGAUACUUUCUAAUUCUUUUUCAUUUUCUUCCAGAAAUCACUUCAGCUUUGGACGUGAUUUUGAACUGCAAAAAUCCUUGUUCCUUAUAGGAAAAGAUAGAGAGCUAAUGAUGAUGUUUAUUAAAAUAUGUCUCACGUAAAUAAUAAUUCGCCACUUACA
This is a messenger RNA of Chiroxiphia lanceolata (lance-tailed manakin), 1421 nucleotides long. Its product is annotated as phospholipid scramblase family member 5-like. The coding region runs from base 378 to 1169 and encodes 263 amino acids. The record is from RefSeq and is a predicted model, not a curated record. The transcript has 9 exons. Gene Ontology annotation, molecular function: phospholipid scramblase activity. Gene Ontology annotation, cellular component: plasma membrane. NCBI's taxonomy places the organism in Eukaryota, Metazoa, Chordata, Aves, Passeriformes, Pipridae. Gene Ontology annotation, biological process: plasma membrane phospholipid scrambling.